This is a messenger RNA of Dinoponera quadriceps, 1559 nucleotides long. RefSeq names its product mitotic checkpoint protein BUB3 (gene Bub3). The record is from RefSeq and is a predicted model, not a curated record. Gene Ontology annotation, cellular component: mitotic checkpoint complex; bub1-bub3 complex; kinetochore. The transcript has 5 exons. Bases 193 to 1173 code for a protein of 326 amino acids. Gene Ontology annotation, biological process: mitotic spindle assembly checkpoint signaling. Gene Ontology annotation, molecular function: ubiquitin binding. Lineage: Eukaryota; Metazoa; Arthropoda; Insecta; Hymenoptera; Formicidae.
AAAUUUCUUUAACUUACGAUCGCAGCCUAUGCGAUUUGUAUGUGUGUAUAUACAUAUCCACGGAAUAUAUAUAUAAAUAAAUUUAUAAAAAGACUGACGUAUAUUCUUUAAAUUAUAUCGAAAAAUACAUAUACAUCUGAUAUAGGAGUACAGGAAUUGAAGGUUCUCCUUUUAAGCACAACUUUUAUUGAAAUGGAGUCGAGGACUGAAUUUAAAAUAAAAUCACCGCCGACUGAUGCAAUUUCUGCUGUAGAAUUUGGACCAAACUCCACACAGUUCCUACUAGUAUCAUCAUGGGACAGUACAGUAAGGCUAUAUGACAUUCAUGCAAAUUCGAUGCGAAUAAAGUACAAUCAUGAUUUGCCAGUAUUAGAUGUUGCAUUUCAAGAUGCUGUUCAUGCAUAUAGUGGCGGUCUAGGAAGUACUCUGAAGAUGUAUGAUAUAAAUAGUAAUACUGAAACAAUAAUGGGUACACAUGAAAAGGCGAUCAGAAAAAUUGAGUUUUGUGCAGCAGUAAAUGCAAUAUUAACUGGCAGUUGGGAUGCUACGGUAAAAUUGUGGGAUCCACGAUUGCCUAAUUGCGUGGGCAGUUACUUGCAGCCAGAUGUGAUUCUUGCUCUCUCCGUUUGCGGAGACAAGUUUGUGGUAGGAACUGCAAAGCGAAAGGUCUGCAUUUGGGACUUGAGAAAUAUGACAGGCAUGUUCCAGAGAAGAGAAAGUAGUCUGAAGUAUCAGACACGUUGCAUCAAAGGCUUCCCUAAUGAACAGGGUUACGUAUUGAGUAGCAUAGAAGGUCGGGUUGCCGUUGAGUAUCUUGAUACGAUGCCAGAGGCUCAAAAGAAGAAGUAUGCAUUCAAGUGUCACAGAAUUAAAGAGAAUAACGUAGAGCACAUCUAUCCGGUGAAUGCUAUUAGUUUUCAUUCUGCAUACAACACAUUCGCCACCGGUGGCUCAGACGGCUAUGUAAACAUUUGGGAUGGUUUCAAUAAGAAACGUCUAUGCCAAUUUCAUCGGUAUAAUGCUGGUGUGGCUGCACUCAGUUUCAGUCACGACGGUUCCGUACUCGCGAUAGGUGUGUCGUAUUUGAACGAGGCCGAAAUUCCACCUGGUGGUAAUGACGAAAGAGAGAUUUAUAUAAGAUAUGUCAACGAUCAGGAAACGAAGCCUAAGUAACACUAUUGGCCAUUGCAUAAAAAAUUGUGCAAGAUAUCAAUAAUAAAAUAUAUAUUAGGUCUGCUCUUUUUAGCUGCAUCUUCUGCAGUCUUCUUUUAAUUUUUAUCCUUAUCACCUUUCCCUUUAAUGCAUGAUUAUAAACUUUUUUUCACUUUAUGUGGGCGGUGAAUAUAAUAUAAUACAGCUAAAAGGAACAGACGUAACAGAAUAUGGUUGUAAGUUCGCAGUAUUUCUAUAUCCAAUUGAUGAAAAAGUGAAAGUUGCUCUUUUUCAAAGAGAAACAUAUUCUAUGGGUAACGUUAAUUGUAAAUAAAUACUCCGACUGAAUUAAUUUAUACGCGAUGCCACGAUAAGUAAUAGAUGAAUACUAGGCUAAUAAAUUUUCA